Messenger RNA from Drosophila willistoni, 1686 nucleotides. RefSeq names its product putative serine protease K12H4.7. The coding region runs from base 16 to 1491 and encodes 491 amino acids. Gene Ontology annotation, biological process: proteolysis. Lineage: Eukaryota; Metazoa; Arthropoda; Insecta; Diptera; Drosophilidae. The transcript is spliced from 5 exons. Gene Ontology annotation, molecular function: dipeptidyl-peptidase activity; serine-type exopeptidase activity. The record is from RefSeq and is a predicted model, not a curated record.
ACUAACAAGAACAAUAUGAAGUAUUUUUUAAUUGCCGUGUCAAUCCUGGUACCUUUAACUGCUGCAGCCAGUGUGGGCCGAGAUCUAAAAGCAGAUGGGCAGUCAAAGGCGCCACCUAACAAAUCGGCCUUUGUUGAAUCCUUGGAACAACUGCAUAGACCACCACCUCUAAAACCUGCCCUGAAUCGUGCCAAUGUGGAGACUCGCUGGUUCACCCAAUUUCUAGACAACUUUGAUCCUGAAAAUAAUGCUACCUGGCAGAAUCGUUAUAUGAUCAACGAAGACUAUCAUGUAAAGGGAUCGCCCAUUUUUGUAAAUUUGGGUGGAGAAUGGGCCAUUAACGCAGCUGGUAUAUCCUCAGGACUCUGGGUUGAUAUUGCCAAACAACAUAAUGGCUCUCUCAUAUAUACCGAACAUCGAUUCUUUGGCGAAAGCAUACCCAUCAAGCCACUUUCCACUGAGAAUCUAAAAUAUCAGUCAGUUGACCAGGCUUUAUUCGAUGUUGUCGCACUUAUUGAUUCUCUGCUAGAAACGGAGAAAUAUAAUGGUUCAAAAGUGGUUGUAUCUGGCUGUUCAUAUUCAGCCACAAUGGCUACUUGGUUGCGUAAAGAGUAUCCCGAUGUCAUAAAAGGAAGUUGGGUCUCAUCGGGUCCACUUGUGGCCAAAGUGGAUUUCUCAGAUUACAUGGUAGUGGUUGGAAAGGCUUACAAAAAGUUAGGCGGUGAUUAUUGCUAUAAUCUGAUAGACAAUGCCACAACAUACUAUCAGAACUUAUUUGCCACUGGUCAAGGUGAAAAAGCCAAAGAGGAAUUGAAUCUCUGCGAGGAUUUCGAUGUCGAUAGCGAGAGCGACCAAUGGCAAAUCUUUAGUACAAUAGCAAAUGUCUUUGCUGACAUCGCUCAAUAUCAAAAACCCGACAACUACGACUUGCCCAAAUAUUGCUCAGUUCUGAGAAGCUUCAGUGAUGAUGAUGCUGUCGCCUUGUCCCAAUUUGUUCAAUGGCGUUUGAAGAGACCCGAAUGUAUACCAAUCAAUUAUCAAGGAGCCGUAGACUACUACAAAUGGUCCAUGGACAACUAUCAAGGCACUGGCAUUGCAUGGACUUAUCAAACUUGCAACGAAUUCGGUUGGUUCCAAUCGUCCGCCGGCAGAAAGCAACCAUUUGGGAAAUCUUUCCCUGCCACCCUUUACACGGACACAUGCUAUGAUGUGUUUAGUUCGAAUUAUACCGUUGCCAACAUUAAUUCUAACAUUGCUGCAACCAAUAAGGAUUACGGUGGACUCAAUCCAGGAGUGACCAAUGUCUAUUUCGUUCAGGGAGCUUUGGAUCCUUGGUCUAAGGUGGGCGCCGGUGUCAAGCAAGGGGCAACCAUUAUACCCAAUGCUUCACAUUGUCCGGAUCAAGAUUCUAUUAGUGAUAGCGAUAGCGCAGAAUUGCGUGCCUCAAAGGAGAAAUUGGUGGAAUUGGUUAGGAAAUGGCUGACCGAAUAGUAGAUUUAUUAAAAAUUAUUAGUAAGAUAUUAUAAGACUCUUCGAGUGUCCAUAUUCAUUUGAUAAGAAUUUAAAAGAAGUUUUCUAAGUGAUUGCAUUUAAUAACUGUUUAACACAAGUGCUAUCAAAAUACUUUGAAGUGAUUAAAAGUUAACUCAGCAGCACUUUUAGUCAUGAUAAUAAAAUGUACUUAUA